Molecule: messenger RNA, 795 nt
Organism: Seminavis robusta
Lineage: Eukaryota; Bacillariophyta; Bacillariophyceae; Naviculales; Naviculaceae
Source: the annotation of a GenBank genome assembly
AUGAUGUCAUCACCAGCGCUUUCCUUGACACCACCACCACCAGGGUCGACCAAACAAGGCCAUCAAAUUGUUCUAUCGGAGGCGACCAUGGAUCAGAACUAUGACAAAUUGGUAGAGCGGUUACGUAAAAAAGCAGAAGAACUCAAGGAUACACCCGACGGAACACAGUAUUGGGUUGGUAUUGCCGGUGGUCCAGGGUCAGGGAAGACGACAACAUCCAAUAAGGUGGCAGAACGACUCAACAAAUCCUUUGGAAGUGAUAGUGACGACUUUUGCGUAGUGCUUCCAAUGGAUGGAUUCCACUACUCGCAGUCAGAGCUACAAGAAUUGGACCCUCCGGAUGGAGUAUACUACAUGAAGCGUCGAGGAGCUCCUUGGACCAUGAAUGCGGAACUAUGUUACGACCUUCUCAGUAAAGCCAAACAGGCAGGAUGCGGGGAACUACCAAGCUAUUGUCGUGAAAUAUCGGAUCCUAUUCCUGGUGGAGUUACCUUGUCCACCAAACACAAAAUCGUCUUUGUAGAAGGGCUCUACCUACUCUGGGGAGACGAUGAACGGUGGGCACCGCUGCAAAAACUCUGGGAUGAACAAUGGUUCAUCAAAUGCCCCAGCAGGGAUGAUCAACGAGAGCGUCUCGUAAAGCGCAGUCUGGAAAAUUGGAGUGAGACCAAGGUCAAAAACUGGGGACCUGGAAGAGCUGGCGCAGAAGCCAAAGUUGACGCCAAUGACGCGCCCAACAUGGACAUUGUAGCACCGUCGGAAAAGUAUGCCAAUGUCAUUGUGGAAAGCGUUUGA